UCAUCUUUAUGGCAACUCUUCCGGGGAGCCGGGGCGUCAUUAUUUAUUAGGGCUCGCGGUAUCGGCUACUGUAUUGUUUUAGGCGAUGGUUCACCCCACAGGCGUCAUUUACAACCCAUGCUCAAACUGGCCACGUUGUGGUAGUACAACAAUACUAUAAUCAAUCCACCGCAGUGUGUUGUGUUCAAGUCGCAGUGUGUAUAGUCCUCAGUUCUCGGCCACGGCUUAUUCUUCAGUCCACUGCAGUGGUGCUUGCCAUGCGCCCUCUGGCUCCAAAAGUACUUUUGUCUUCUUGAAUCCCUUGCUUCUUCACGCUGCAUCACCGCAUCAUCCUCGUCGGUUCCGAGUCAGGGGGGACUACACUACAGUAAUACGGCAGCAACUGCGCUGCGCUGCACUUUGCACGCAAACCACCGCGCAAAGAUGUGGCUCUCUAAUGCUGCGUCCUUAACAUGGCUGCUGGCGGCCUUCACAUUAGGCACGCAAGCAGCAGUCGAGGCGGAUACUUCGAUGAAAAGCAUACCGCUGCGCACGCACAGUCUAGCACCUCCAUACCUCGAUUCCGACAUGUCCAGUCGCUGGUGGGAUUUUGGUGGCGACACCAUCAUUCGAGCAGACCAGUACAUUCGGUUGACUUCGGACCUGCCGUCACAGUCUGGCUGGCUCUUCUCACGGAUACCGCUUACGGCGACCAACUGGGAGGUGGAAUUUGAAUUCUCAAUACACGGAAAGGGACAUCUGCACGGAGAUGGCUUUGCCAUGUGGGUUACGACAAAGCGGGGCGAGCCAGGGCCAGUGUUUGGCCACGCAGACCAGUUUGAAGGCCUGGGGAUUUUCUUCGACACAUACAAGAACAAUCGGCCUGGAGUGGUGUUCCCUUACGUGAUGGCCAUGCUUGGUGAUGGCAAGACCACAUACGAUGCCGCGAAUGAUGGCAAAGCCAAUGAACUGGCGGGUUGCUCGGCUCGUGGGUUGCGCGCCGCUUCCGUCCCAACAAAGGCCAAGAUCACAUACUUUCAAGAUAAGUCGCUCUCACUACAACUUCAGUACAAGGCGGCCGAUUCAUGGAUCGACUGCUUCACGGUCGAAGCGACGGAUCAGCAACCGCUGAGACUGCCCAGUACGGUCUACCUGGGCUUCAGCGCCCAUACCGGCGAGUUAUCUGAUAACUUCGACGUCAUCAGCGUGGAGACGAGAAAUCUAUACAACCCCGUUGCGGCGAAUGUGGGCAGGGACUCUCAUGCUGCGGCGCGGGCUAGCGCCCGAGGCAGGAGGGAGAAGAAGAGCGCAGGAUGGGGCUGGUUUUUCUUCAAGUUGAUCUUCUUUGCAGGCUUGAUCGGUGGCGGCUAUGUUGGCUACACCAAGUACAAGGAGAAGGAGCGAUAUUCGUCUUUCUGAAAGAUGGUGUUGAACUCUGCUUGGAGUGGUACAAUGAGUGUGUCCCUACCUUGACUACAUGAGGAUCCACUUCGCCAGUGCACGUACAAUUACAGAACAUCAAAGGUCCCAAUGUGCGAAACUGUGAAUGCUGUCAACCCAAUGGUCGUAGGAUGUAAGAUACUACUAGUAGUUCUCUAGUGGCUCUAUUCGACGUACUUCCAACCGUCAUCAGUUCUAGUACUACAGUUGUAUUAUGGAUAUUGAAGUGAU
Molecule: messenger RNA, 1650 nt
Organism: Exophiala dermatitidis NIH/UT8656
Lineage: Eukaryota; Fungi; Ascomycota; Eurotiomycetes; Chaetothyriales; Herpotrichiellaceae
Product: lectin, mannose-binding 2
Exons: 3
Coding region: 424-1398 (324 amino acids)
Biological process (GO): endoplasmic reticulum to Golgi vesicle-mediated transport; Golgi organization; endoplasmic reticulum organization
Cellular component (GO): Golgi membrane; endoplasmic reticulum membrane; COPII-coated ER to Golgi transport vesicle
Molecular function (GO): D-mannose binding
Source: RefSeq, a predicted model, not a curated record